AUGGAAAGCAUCGUCACAAUUCCAUGCGACAGCGCACAGCGGCAACUUAGCUCCUUUGUCUCUCUUGACGUCGAAGAUGAGAUGGCCUUUCUUAUCCUUGAGGAACUUUCAUACAUGCGACGGUCGUUCACGGGUGUGGCAGCUGAGAUUGCAAGCUCUCCCUCUAGCUCAUCGGCAACAGGACUAAAUGCGAUAUCGGAAGAUGACGAAGAAGAGGAGGAUUAG
Messenger RNA from Plasmopara halstedii, 225 nucleotides. RefSeq lists its product as uncharacterized. The record is from RefSeq and is a predicted model, not a curated record. Bases 1 to 225 code for a protein of 74 amino acids. NCBI's taxonomy places the organism in Eukaryota, Oomycota, Peronosporomycetes, Peronosporales, Peronosporaceae. The transcript has 2 exons.